UAAUUGUUACUCAGACGAGUCCAAUAAUUAAGCGAUAAAUAUACCAACAGUGUGGCGGUGAGAGGAGGGCGGCAGUCGAGCGGCAACAGCGUUACGUACCACACACCCGCGCCGGUGAUGGACCCCGAACUCGUUCGACAUUUUUCUAUCGGACGCCGUAGGAAUCUCACCUGACUAGUUCCCGCGCAACGCUGCGUUAGUGCGCCGCUCUGGUGAACCCUUUCGCUUGUAAAUGUGCCGAUAUUUACAUAUGCGCGCUCGUUCUCGCGUUGAACUUUCGAUAUGCGCCCGCGAGCCGCGAGGUGACGCGCGCGCAGCUCGGCGUUGCUGACGAGCCCGUGCCGCCCCAGCACGCUCACCUGUUCCACGACGUGCAAUGAGCUACGUAGUCGAGGAGAAUUAUGCGUGGGGCGUGCGCGUGCGCGGUGGUGUGCGCGUUGGUGGCGCUGUGUGCUAGCGCGGGGCUAGACGAGGCCGCGCGCUCCGCCGCCGAGAAGCAGCUGCUCGCGCUGCUCGGCAUGCCGCGCCGGCCCGAGCGCGCCGCCGGCCUGCCGGCCACGCCGGUGCCGCGAGCCAUGCGCCUGCUCUACGAGGCCCAAGGCGCCAUCCCGGUUGCCGCGGCCAACACGGCCCGCUCCUUCCAUCACACGCCCACUCCCGUGGACGACAGAUUCCCCGGCGAACAUCGCUUCCGUCUCUACUUCAACCUGACUGGAGUACCCGGCGAUGAAGUCGCCCGCGGCGCAGAUCUCACCUUCCAACGUGCGACUGGUGUGACCUCCACGCAAAGACUUUUAAUAUACGACGUGGUGAGACCCGGUAGACGUGGUAAAAGUGCUCCCAUUUUAAGACUUAUAGACUCUAUUCUGUUACGGCCCGCUGAGGGCGUAGUCAAAGCGGACGCGGUUGGUGCCGUGCGACGGUGGUUUGUUGAGCCUGAACAUAAUCAUGGACUCUUAGUGCGUGUAAUAGAAGAAGACUUACCUAGUACGGACGCGCGUGUACCUCACGUGAGGGUGCGGAGACGGGCUUCAGAGACCGAUGAAGAUUGGCGUGCGUCACAACCUCUAUUGCUUCUGUAUACAGAAGAUAGUCGAGCGAGAGCCGCCCGAGAGUCGGACAAGGCUCGUCUGACGAGAAACAAGCGUGGAGCUUCGCGGAAAGGCCACAGAGCCCAUCAUAGACGCAAGGAGGCAAGAGAAAUAUGCCAGCGGCGGCCUCUGUACGUGGACUUCGCGGAGGUGGGCUGGAGCGACUGGAUAGUGGCGCCGCAUGGUUACGACGCGUUCUACUGCCAGGGAGACUGCCCGUUCCCUCUGGCCGACCACCUGAAUGGCACGAACCAUGCUAUCGUGCAGACGCUCGUCAACUCUGUGAAUCCAGCCGCGGUGCCUAAGGCGUGCUGCGUGCCGACACAACUCGCUCCUAUAUCCAUGCUGUACAUGGACGAAGCAAACAAUGUGGUGCUCAAAAACUAUCAGGACAUGAUGGUGGUGGGUUGUGGUUGCCGAUGACAAAGGCGCCCUCGCCCGUGUGGACCUAGUGAUAAAAUCGUGGACCCAGUGUAUAUAUAGUAGCGGCCUCGAAAAAUGUACAUAUGUGCCUGUGUAUAUAUUCGUGUAAUUAUAAUAUUAUUGAGACGAAAAUAUAAUAAAUAUAUAUAAUUUUCAAAUAGA
Messenger RNA from Amyelois transitella, 1676 nucleotides. RefSeq names its product protein decapentaplegic (gene dpp). Gene Ontology annotation, cellular component: extracellular region. Bases 402 to 1514 code for a protein of 370 amino acids. Gene Ontology annotation, molecular function: cytokine activity; growth factor activity. The transcript is spliced from 2 exons. The record is from RefSeq and is a predicted model, not a curated record. Lineage: Eukaryota; Metazoa; Arthropoda; Insecta; Lepidoptera; Pyralidae. Gene Ontology annotation, biological process: SMAD protein signal transduction; BMP signaling pathway.